Molecule: messenger RNA, 4321 nt
Organism: Ochotona curzoniae (black-lipped pika)
Lineage: Eukaryota; Metazoa; Chordata; Mammalia; Lagomorpha; Ochotonidae
Gene: BCL2L2
Product: BCL2 like 2
Exons: 4
Coding region: 974-1555 (193 amino acids)
Biological process (GO): intrinsic apoptotic signaling pathway in response to DNA damage; extrinsic apoptotic signaling pathway in absence of ligand; negative regulation of intrinsic apoptotic signaling pathway
Cellular component (GO): mitochondrial outer membrane
Molecular function (GO): protein heterodimerization activity; protein homodimerization activity
Source: RefSeq, a predicted model, not a curated record
CAAAUCCUUUAGACCCUGCACUAACAUGGCAGACAUGGAAGAAGCUCCUGGUUCCCAGCUUCAGGCUGGACCAGCUCUGGCUGCUGUAGCCAUUUGGGGGAGUGAGAAGGAAGAGUUCUGUCUUCCUUCCUUUCAAGUAAAUAAAAUAGACGUACAUACACACACCCUGGAAAGAUAAACAUACACCUUAACAUUGUCAGCCUGCAGGGAAGGAGGUAGACUUGAGCAUAUCUGUAUUCUUGACGUUGAGAGCUCGUACCUUGCUACAUAUACUUUAUUGUUUGAUUUUUCUCAUAAUGUGAAUGAACUUGUGUGUUGGACAAAACAAAGAAAAAAAAAUAGGGAAAGAAAAUCUGAUUACAAAAGGAGAUGAUGAAGAAAAAGUGCCUGCACUUAAGCUCACGGUGAGUGAGCCCUGGAUUAAAAGCUCUGGAGAAAGAGGGGAGUGGAAGGGCCUAGGGUCUUGGGGUGCCUGCUAGUCCCAUCAGGGUUAGGCACCUGGCAGGCAGAGCUCUUGCCUUCCAGGCACACAAUGCUGGCUGCAAAAGUUCCACAAGUACAAGGAACAGCAGAGACCUGCUGCAAAUGCUGAAUUUGCUCUUCGUUGGCCCCUGGCCCCGCAGUCCUUCCUGUCCAGCCUUCCUGCAGCUCUCUCCUCCUCCCUAGCUGUGGCCCUUUCCAGGCCUGCGUCCCAGCCCCGCCCCUCUCUCUCUGGACGCAUCUCUGGGCCCCAUCAUCAGCCGGCGCCGGGCCCUCCUUCCUGCCUCCCUCCCCCUUUCUCCUCCCUCUUUCCUUCCCUCCCUUCCUCCCUCUCUCCCUCCCUCCCAGCUCCUGCACCAGGAAACGGCCCAGAUCCCCGGCCGCCGCGGCCUGACCCGGCUCCAGGCUGGCCGGGAGGAUGAAAGGCCCCCGCUGGGGGCUCCUUGCCACCGGUGCUGGGUCCUAAGUGCUGCCAUCCAGGCUGGCUGCCCGGAUGGCGACCCCAGCCUCAGCCCCAGACACACGGGCUCUCGUGGCUGACUUUGUAGGCUACAAGCUGAGGCAGAAGGGUUAUGUCUGUGGGGCUGGCCCCGGAGAGGGCCCAGCAGCUAACCCGCUGCAUCAAGCCAUGAGGGCAGCUGGAGAUGAAUUUGAGACCCGCUUCCGGCAGAACUUCUCCGAUCUGGCCGCCCAGUUGCAUGUGACCCCGGGCUCAGCUCAGCAGAGCUUCACCCAAGUCUGUGAUGAACUCUUCCAAAGGGGUCCCAACUGGGGCCGUGUGGUGGCCUUCUUUGCCUUUGGGGCCGCGCUGUGCGCCGAAAGUGUCAACAAGGAGAUGGAGCCCCUGGUGGGACAAGUGCAGGAAUGGAUGGUGGCCUACCUGGAAACGCAGCUGGCCGACUGGAUCCACAGCAGCGGGGGCUGGGCGGAGUUCACAGCUCUAUACGGGGAUCGGGCCCUGGAGGAGGCACGGCGUCUGCGGGAGGGCACCUGGGCAUCAGUGAGGACAGUGCUGACGGGGGCCGUGGCACUGGGGGCCCUGGUAACUGUAGGGGCCUUUUUUGCUAGCAAAUGAGAGUGUCCAGGGCCAGGCAGAGCCAGGUGUGGCUGUGGGCCAAGAGAGCAGGAACAGGAUGGAGAAAUGCCCUAGGAGGAAGUGGGGGGUGAAUGCUGGAUAGGCGUAGGCUGGAGCAGGGUGAUGUGUGAGGGAGCGAGUAGGCCGAGCAGGCAGACUGAAGAGGGAGAUGGAAGCUUUGGGGGAAGGUCUGAGUAUGAUCAGGGGCCAGCAGGUAGAGUCAUUCCAAGGUGUGAGAAGUAGAGGGAUUAGGGAUGUAUACAUACAGCUACCUGGAGCUUGGCUUGCAGCUCUGAGCAAAGUGGUCUUGUGUACGGAGCUGUGACUCUAUUGGAUGAGUGGCAUUUGGGGAACAUAGAAGGCACAUAUUGCCCCUUUGGGAUGGAACCUUGGGGGAGUUUCAGGUAUUUUGGAGGGAUGGCUGGGCUCCUGGGUUGCUUGGAUAUGUGUGUGCAUGUGCACGUAAGGGGCUGCUUUCGUCAUCUGCUGCUGGUGGGAUUCUUCAAGGAGAAAACAUUCCCUCUGGCAAGAACAGGGGCCAGGGAACAGUUCUCAGCUCCUCCUCCCCUGGUUCUGAUGCCAUAAGACCAAGGGAGAAGAAACACUGUAUCCCCCCGGGGUGGGCUCUGGCAGGUCUGCACAAAGUCCUCUGUCUAGCUUGGGAGGAAAGAGCAGUUCUGUGGCUGGCCUUGUUCUCGCAUCAUCUCCCUUCAUUUGUGCACAGUGCACUUGCUGCUGCCUCCUGGGUGCCCCCCUGGCAGGGCAGGGCUAAGGAGCCUGGGAGCGGGAGGGUUUCCAUAGCUGGAAAUAUCCAUUACUGUCCCCUCCCACUGGGCGUGCUUACAGUGGUUCCCUAACUCUGGGACCUCCACAUCCAAAUUGAAACUCCAAAUUGAAACUCUGAUGUUUUCUUUUUUGAGGGUAUGGGCAUACAUACUCAGUCUGGGUUCCCAAGCUGUGGUCUCAUCUGGGGCUGCUGAUGUCUUUGAGGGGACCAUGCCAGCUCUGAAACCCUGGGCACAAGGGUGUUGGGGGACCCCAUGACUGGCCUGUUCUGUGUGGUGGGUUCUGUUGCUACUGCUUGAUCAGGACCAGGUGCAUGGGUUCUAGAAUCCCCUAGAUUCUAGGUGGGUCCCAUCUCCCCUAGAAUCCAUGGGAGCAUUUGUUUUCUGGAAGCCACGCUAUUUGCAUGGGUGUAACUUGGAAGCUCAGAGUUUGAGGAUGCUCGCUUUAGAAGCCAAGGUUGUCCUCCAAACAGAUUCAGAUUUUAGGGUGGGUGGUUUUUGUUUUUGUUUUUGUUUUUGGGGAAGAAAUGAUUCACUCCAGAUGCAUGCCCUGAGCCAGACCUCACUUCUGCACUUUCCGUGGUGCUACGAUUGCUGCUCUCCAAUGUUGACUUUAGAUCCAGUGUAUCAGUCCCCUGCCCGUCAUGACCCUGAGCACUGAUCAGCUUAGCUAGACUGUGGUGAGAGUCUCACUGGGUCCUAGAAUGUGGCAACACAGUUGAACACAUGUUUACUAGAACAUGGAAGCCAGCUGACCUCAGGGGUUUAGUCCAGACCUUUGCUUUGGUGAGAGGGCUGCACUUUCUCAUGGUCUUUACAGGGGAAGUGAUAGACUGCACAUGCCACUUGAUUGGAGGUGGGUACGCUGCUCUCAAGCUCAGAGCUGGUCUGUGGUGAGCAGCUGGGGUGGGGGUGGGGGGUCUCUGACUUGCUCAGGACGGACUAGGCCAGUGGUUUUCAAACUGCUCUGCAGAGCCCCGAAGUGUCCUAGGGGUUGCCUCAGGAGUCCUUUUGGGGAGAAGGAGGGGGCACGGGGCUGAGCAGGCUGUGUAAUUUGCCCUCUAACAGAACAGCUCCCCUUGUAGCUGUCUUACAUAUCGGGGUUCAGGGUAAGAUUUUAUUUGCAUUAAGGGGUUUGCUGCUGGGGAAAAAAAAGUUGGAAAACCACUGGCUAGCUAGAGGAUGGGUUCCAGAUCUGGAGCCUGAGUUCUCCUAGGUUUGGGACAGACCCCACCCUCUACCACAGACACCUAUCCUGUCAGCAAACAGGAGUGGCAGGUUGUCCAACAUGCCCUGCUCCAAGGAGAGGCUGUUCUCUGGAAGGGUAAAGGGCUGGGUCUGGAUUCCCAGAAACAGAGGCUAGGUGGGAUGACAGUGGGCAGUUUGGACCUGUCCUGCCCGUCUCAAUGUGAAGUCAAUGAAAACCCCAAGACUCUUCUGUCAGGGAAAACUAGGGACUCUUCUAGAGCCAUAUAGUUCCUUGGGAUGAACUCUUGGCCAAGAAGGCUGAGUAUGGCUCCCAAUUUUUAAAUCCAUUUCUUUCUUUUUUUUUUUUUUUUUAAGAAGGGAAAUAAAAGCAAUUAUCAUUUUUCAAAGAUUAAGAAGUGGGAGAGGGUGUUUCUUGCUCUCCAGAGCCCAAAGGGACAAAUGGGGACUUUGCCUAGGCCAAGGGAGGAGAGGAAGUAGGGCGACUGGGUCCUGCGAAUCAUUAAUCUCACUCCCCACUUACUCUAGGGCAUACAUACACUAUUUUACUUUUUUAAAUCAUAAAACGGCAGGAGAACAGAUUUGGUUAGUUUAGAAGAAGAGAAAAAAAGCUCUAUAAAUAUAAAUAUAUAUUCCUGUAUUUUUAUUUAAUAAUUUAUAAAUACCAAGUUCAUUUGACUUUUAUUUUUGUGUAAUAUGUAAUGGUCGUAUUAAAAAUGAAUAAAGAAAUACAUACAUACAGACAUGAAUAAAGCCCAGAAGUUUACUGAGAAAA